Drechmeria coniospora is the source of this 1407-nucleotide messenger RNA. Its product is annotated as DNA-dependent RNA polymerase I subunit A43. The record is from RefSeq and is a predicted model, not a curated record. The transcript has a single exon. Gene Ontology annotation, biological process: DNA-templated transcription initiation. Lineage: Eukaryota; Fungi; Ascomycota; Sordariomycetes; Hypocreales; Ophiocordycipitaceae. Gene Ontology annotation, cellular component: RNA polymerase I complex. The coding region runs from base 1 to 1407 and encodes 468 amino acids.
AUGCCCGCAGCCAAGUCGCCCGAGCCCGCAGCGGCGAGGCCCGAAAAGAAACAUAAAAAGGACAAGUCCUCCAAGGCGGAGCGGAAACGCGAGCGCGAGGAGGACGCGUCGGUCGAUGCCGAGGAGCGGAAGCACAAAAAGUCCAAGGCGGCCGCCGGAGAAGCCGUGGGAUUCGAUGCCGAGCCAUCGGAAGGACUGACGAAGAAGGAGAAGAAGAAGAAGAAGGAGAAGAGGAGCAAGCAGGGCGAGGAAGCUGCCGAAGCUGUCGACAAUGACGAGCUCAAGGCGGCAAAGAAGAGCAAGAAAAAGUCCACGCUGGACGGUUCGGUGGCAACGCCGAUAAAGACCGACGACGACGACGACCAUGUCACGGACAAGCACAAAAAGCGAAAGAAAAAGUCCGCAAAGCACGGCAAGGUCGAGGGCGAGGAUGAGGCUGUGCCGGCGACGCAGGGAGACGCCGACGCCGACGCCGACGCCGACGCCAUGGACAUUGACCAGCCGACGUCCUCGACCAGUUCAUCACACGUCCAUCAGCCGCCCGACAUGCCGGCGAACCCCCAGUUUCCCUUCUUCUCCCAAACCGUGUCCCUCUACGAGCCUCUAUACCCCCAAGGCUGGGCGCAGCCCGUCACGCACUGCCAGUACCAGCACCUCCAGCACCUCCAGAACAAAUAUGUGCCGUCCCUUCGCGGCGUCCUGCUGAGCUACAAGAACGUGGCCAUCGGCCCGAACCCCGGACGCGACGGCGCCGCGACGGACGACGACAUGCCGACGACGGUGAGGUCGCUCAACGAGUUUGCCGUCGGCUUCGGCUGGAUCACCGCCGACGUCGAGCUCUUCGUCCCCAGCCGCGGAGCCUGGAUGGAGGGCAGCAUCAACCUGCAGACGGAGGGGCACGUCGGCGUCGUCUGCUACGGAAAGUUCAACGCCUCCGUCGAGGCUCGCCGCCUCCCUCCCUCCUGGAGAUGGGUCUCCAACGAGUCCGCCGACGCGCGGGGCUUCGAGGAGACGGCGUCGGUCAUGACCUCGGACGACCACGGCGUCGCGCGCCAGAUCCACAGCACCGGCUUCUGGACCGACGGCGCCGGCGACAAGGUCAAGGGAAAGAUACGCUUCCGGAUACGCAACUUUGACGCCGGCACGAGCGGCGAGACGAGCUACCUGAGCCUCGAGGGCACCAUGCUGGACGAGGCGAGCGAGAAGAAGUUGAUCAAGGAAGAAGCCCGCACCGCGCAGAUGCGGCGGGAGAAGAAGAGCGGUUGGAGGAUCGAACGCCGACGAGCCCCCGAGUUCAGCAUGACCCGCUUCGCACCCGAGGGGGCCGAGACGGAGGGCGAGGCCGUCAAGGAGACCGAGGAGACGAAAGCGGAUCCCUCCGUCCAGAAGAGCUCGGAGAUGGAGUGA